Molecule: messenger RNA, 213 nt
Organism: Aspergillus viridinutans
Lineage: Eukaryota; Fungi; Ascomycota; Eurotiomycetes; Eurotiales; Aspergillaceae
Exons: 1
Coding region: 1-213 (70 amino acids)
Source: RefSeq, a predicted model, not a curated record
AUGCCGACCACUAGGCCUACGAACAUGCACACCGGGGGAUUAACCCCGCGCGGCAUGGACAACUUUACUCUGGUGUAUGAUGAUUUCUACAACAACAAAAUCGACGGGUAUAACGCGGAGGAGCGCAAGCGGAUGGGGUUCCGCGAUCCCCUGCCGCGGUUCACGGUCGAGAUCAUCGGGAUGUGGGAUACGGUUGGGUUCCAGAAGGCGUGA